AUGAUCAGCCAUGCAGAGAAAAUACGCGUUGAAGACCCACCUCCCGCCACUCCACUGAACCGGGCUCAGCCGAUCAGCAGUCGUCCCUUGGUGCGCACGGAGUAUCCGGCUCGAGCUUGUCACCUAGUUACGCCAACGCUAGUACCGAUUAAGCGUGAUGACGCCUGCUACUGCAGCCUCGAUCCUGUCUUUCCAUCCCUAUCCUCGUCUCCUUCUGCCAUUCUACUUCUCGUAAAGCAUCCACGCGAAAUUAAACGAACCGAGCGUUCGAAGGCAGUUGCCGGCGCAUCCUUCAGCAGGUACCACAGACAGGCCCUUCAGAAUAACGGUCCCCUAGCCGUCUACCCCACUUUCCUACCGUCUACCUACCAGUCGCCAAAGCCGAACAGGCCCCGUUUGAACCCACUCCAGUUGCCGGGAGGAGCACCACUGACGGUCAGCUUGGAGACUGGGGAUGUGAACCAUCAUAACACUCUCCGAAGUCUGGAGAUGAAACAAAAUGAGCAUUUACGCUACCACCAGGCCUGGUCGGGAUAUUACUACGGUGACAUUGCGGAACGGGAAAGUUACAGGUAG
Protopolystoma xenopodis is the source of this 576-nucleotide messenger RNA. NCBI's taxonomy places the organism in Eukaryota, Metazoa, Platyhelminthes, Monogenea, Polystomatidea, Polystomatidae. The record is from the annotation of a GenBank genome assembly.